UAUCUGAACAAAAAAAAAAAAGGGGCAAAACCAUUCACAAGUGAAACGCAGAGAAAUAGAAGAGAGAUGGAGCCAUGGAAUUCACAAGUGAUUCUCCCUCUCCUUGUAUACUUGGUAGCUGUGGCGCUACUCUGUGCAUCUUCCAUUCACGCCUCUGAUCACGCAACAAAUGGAGGCGUUGGGCGCAGAUUGUUACUUGGUUUGAAAGAGAAACCUCGCGGAACUAACCUUACCUUCGAUUGCUCUCCUUCUGGCGCCUGCGUUCCCUGCCUCUACUCUGAGAAGAGUGAUGAAAAAUAUCGUUGCAGUGAGACUGGUUAUCGAAUCCCUUUAAAGUGUGUUGAAAUUAAAGUUGGCACAAAGUAUGGAAAUGAGAACAAGUCUCAGAAUAGUCGAUCCACUAUAGAGAUCUCUCAUGAAAAUGCAAAUGCACAUGUAAUGUUGCAUGACACUGUUUCAAACCAUAGAAGUUUACUGGAUGAUUCAUCCACAUUAGAGGAUGGAUCACAGGCUUACAUUACUUAUAGAAGCUGUAUAACACCGGUUAAUGAAGAGAAGUUGUCAGUAGUUGGUUUUGAGUAUGCCCUUAGCCAUGGCCUAUAGCAGUUGAAGCUUGAUCCUUUAAUUGCAAUUAUAUGUUUAUUUACAAUGCAAAAGAGAAGGUGACCUGUGUUUCUUCAUACUUAUCUUUAUUCUCGAUACAAACAUAGCAUAAACAUUGUUUGUGAGUAAGAUAUGAAUUUAGAAUGUCAUUCUUGAAAGUUUUAAUAUUGCCUCGUAUCUUCAUGUUUCUUUUUAACUGUUUCAAAUCAUAGAUGUUGACCAUUUCCUCAUCAAUACUGUAGCCAAUAUGAUAUAUAGUAAACAAUGAACCCCUUAAAAUGGAGCCUUAAGGGUUUAACUUAUGUGGGUUUGCAGUAGAAAUGCCUGUUGUUAUGAUGAUUCUGAGUACUUGUAUUAGCAUUGAUGUAGAACCUGGGAAUUAGAUAUCAAAGGAAACGAUUUCCUAAGGGAAAGGAAACGAUUUCUCAAUAAUAAUCGUUGUUAAAAGCUACUAAAUAAUAGAAACUAGCCCUAUUUAAAGAGUUGAAAACUGAAUCACAUUAGGAUUUUAGAACCUAAUUCAACCCUAGUUUGGAAUACUAAAUAAGAUAAACUAGGUAAUAAUAGACCUAGCAGUAAUAAACUUCCUAAGCAAUAGAAACUCUAAAUAAAACUUUCUAAUUUUACAUGGGAAAAAACUCCUGAUUCUAAUCUUCCUAUACUGCAUCAAGUAUUCAAUUCCUUUUUCAAGGAAAAAAAAUGUGUCUUCUCUUUUUUGACAUGCAAGUAAUUUAUAGAUUUACCAGACAAAAAGAAAAGAAAAGAAAGAACUCAAUCUGUAAGCAUGACAUGUCACAUUGUUUACUUGGAAAUUAUGAAUUAAUGAAUUUUAGAAAGUUGACAGAGGGAGAGAGAUAUUUAACUAUUGAAUCAUGAAUCUUAUUAGAACAGAGCAAAGAAGGUUCAAAUUUUAAAGGAAACACUUUGAACAUCUUCUUUUCAUUUACAGUACUUCCAUUUUGUAAUUGAUAAGUGCAAAAUUGUUAUGAAUAAUGCAAGUAAUCUACGGGAAUUUAAUAUCCUUUUUGUUGAUAUCUUAUAAAUAAUAAAGUGCAUAAUGUGAGUAUUGAUGCUUGGGCUAGUAAUCAUGUUGAGCAGGGGAUUGUUUUGUGUUUGUUCUGCCUAAGUGGUUGGACUGUGUACUUCCGAAGAAAGCAGACAGUUACCGUGUCAGGAGCUGGGGGAGGGAGGAUUCAGAUGAACUCCAGGUUCUAAUUCAAAGUUUCUAGUUUUAAGACUAUGUCCUCUAUUUGAAGUCCGAUUUUAAUGAUGAAAAAAGUUUUAAUGCUGCUGAGUUUCGCAUAUAAUGGAGGGUCAACCGUGCACUAUUUGCAGCUUGCAAUUGGUUUUGUUCUUAUUCUCUUUUUUGUAGUGAAAUGGCUAGUUUUUCAUUUUUAUGUGUAAUGAUUUUUCUGAAUUAUAGCCUCUGUAUAACCAUUGUAUCAUAGAUAAAAAGUUUCUAUAAUUGUAUUUAUUUGGCAACAAAUGGGAAAAGUACCUAUUAUAUUA
Messenger RNA from Hevea brasiliensis (rubber tree), 2112 nucleotides. RefSeq lists its product as uncharacterized. The record is from RefSeq and is a predicted model, not a curated record. Bases 67 to 603 code for a protein of 178 amino acids. Lineage: Eukaryota; Viridiplantae; Streptophyta; Magnoliopsida; Malpighiales; Euphorbiaceae. The transcript has 4 exons.